Molecule: messenger RNA, 384 nt
Organism: Hepatospora eriocheir
Lineage: Eukaryota; Fungi; Microsporidia; Hepatosporidae
Source: the annotation of a GenBank genome assembly
AUGUUUAACCACUUAAAGUUUCUUAUUCUCACUCCAAAUUCACAUGAAGCAACCAAUCUCAAUGUUAAUGAAAAACAUAUUUGUAUUUAUAAGGGUGUAAUAGACAUUCUAAAAUAUCCAAUCAAUCAAGAGAUAAAAUUAGUUUAUGAUUAUACUUGUAAUAAAAGAAUAGGAGGUCAAGGUGAUAUGCUGAGUGGUGUGUUGGCAACAUUUGUAUCGAAUUGUACUAAGUCAACUGAUGAGUUUGUUAAAGUCUCAGUAAUUGGAUGUAAAUUGAUGAGAUAUGUUUCACAUCUAACAUUUGUACAAAAAGGAUAUACGAUGAUCACAACUGAUAUUUUUAAACAUUUAAAUAAAAGUACAAUUAAAUUUUUUAAUAAAUAA